Hippocampus zosterae (dwarf seahorse) is the source of this 1169-nucleotide messenger RNA. RefSeq lists its product as uncharacterized. NCBI's taxonomy places the organism in Eukaryota, Metazoa, Chordata, Actinopteri, Syngnathiformes, Syngnathidae. The record is from RefSeq and is a predicted model, not a curated record. Bases 94 to 543 code for a protein of 149 amino acids. The transcript is spliced from 2 exons.
AAGGCGAGCGGAUGUACUGAAGAAGAAGAAAUUGAACCUUCCUGUCACGCGAUCAUUUUAGGAUCAUCUCCAUUGAACUUCUUGGCACUCGUCAUGAUGAAUUUGCUUGCGGGGCUUUGCAUUGUGGCACUUUUGGCGUCGGCAAAGGCUCAAGGAACAACAGUAACAACCCAGAACCUAACUGGAAUCACCACCGAUGCCCAAAGGCCUACGGGCUAUUCAACCUACGCCGCCACAUCUGCAACCACCAACCAAAUGGUCCCCACCUCCAAUGGUCUCACCACAAUGAUGGCCACGCCAGAAUCGCUCGCUCCUUUAUCCACCGCCACUCCAAAUGUUUCUCCCUCAAGCGCGGCGAUGACCACACCAGAUCCCGUCACCACGCCCUCUACGGCGCCACCACCUUCUACAGUCAUUAUGACGACGCCUGCAACCGCCACCCAAACAACCACCGCGUGCAAUAGAGGAAGCGGAGGAGCUGACUCGCUGCCGCCGCUGCUGCUGCUCGGGGUCUCAUUCUUUCUCACCAUCGUCUGCACAUGAACGGAAAAAAAACCCCAAAUCUGCCUGAAUGACUCUUGGAACCCAAUCACAUGGUUUAUCGUUUCCCGGGAAACAAAGAAGAAAUAAUCGCUGAUUUAAAAAAAAAAAUUUACUGUGUGUUACACUCGGACAGCCACGCUCAAUAUUUUCAGUGUCAAAAGGAAAAAAAAGUCAUGUAUGGUGUGUUUUCACGGUUUUAUUUUAUUUUUUGUAUUUGUAUCAUUUUGUCAUUUGAUGACUAAAGCUUCUAACAAAAACACUUCACCAGGAUAAGAAAUGACAUUGACAUUAAAAUAAUUUGUAAUGCAGGCUUCGUGAUAAGUAUUUUUGUAUUACGAGAAAUAAAUAUUGAUUCUUUUUUUUUUAAUUACAAACUCAUAAAAUCACCCAUACUGAAGAUUUACUAAUUAAAAACCAAAUCAGAAUCACACACCAAAGUCAAAUGUGUGUCAACCUGAAAUCGGAAUUCAUGCAUCGCUUCGGUUUAAUCUUCGGAUCGACAGAUGGCCAACAGAGCUUCUAAAUGAUAUCCCUUGAAAUUUUUCUGUUGGGGAGAAAUUGGAACACUUAGAAAAAAAAAGAUUUUAAUUUCUAAAAUAUAUAUAUCUCAUCUUCAUACUGUACAC